Molecule: messenger RNA, 1742 nt
Organism: Carassius auratus (goldfish)
Lineage: Eukaryota; Metazoa; Chordata; Actinopteri; Cypriniformes; Cyprinidae
Product: EGF-containing fibulin-like extracellular matrix protein 2
Exons: 11
Coding region: 199-1515 (438 amino acids)
Molecular function (GO): calcium ion binding
Source: RefSeq, a predicted model, not a curated record
CUCACAUUUGCAAUACACUUUCAAACAGCCAUCACUGCCCAGGUCCUCUCUGCUGUCACAGAGCUCUAAAAGCAGUCUUCUAAACGGAGAGGGAGAGAGAAAUCAAUAGGCACAGAGACAGACGAACGAAACAACUUCUGCUGGACAGACUUCAGAAACUGUGUGUGUGGCAGGGUGAAUGUCCUGUACCCUGUAACUAUGAAGGCCACAUAUGUGCUACUUUGCGUGGGUCUGGUUGUUCUUCCUGCUACAAUCUGUCAGUCUCCUGCUGAACGGGACUCUUACACAGAGUGUACAGAUGGCUAUGAGUGGGACGUGCAGACUCAACUCUGUCGAGACAUAAACGAGUGUGAGACUAUACAGCAGGCUUGUCAGGGAGAGAUGAAAUGCUUUAAUCACUAUGGUGGUUACCUGUGCCUUCCUCGCUCUGCCUCCGUGAUCACUGCACCUGAGCCCUCCAGCCAAUCAGAGCCCAGUGUGCCUGUGGAGAGUAACGAGGCCUUUAACCCCUGUCCUGUAGGCUACAGGGCCCAAGGAGAGUCCUGUGUGGACAUUGAUGAGUGUGAAUUGGACUUGCAUGACUGUCAGCCCAGCCAGGAAUGCAUCAACACCGUGGGCACCUACACAUGUCAGUGCCCUGACGGCUACAGCAAGAUUGGCAUAGAGUGUGUGGAUAUCGACGAGUGCAGGUACAGGUACUGUCAGCAUCGCUGCGUGAAUGUGCCAGGAUCUUUCUCUUGUGAAUGUGAGCCUGGCUUCCAAUUGGCAGGAAACAACAGAUCCUGUGUUGAUGUAAAUGAGUGUGAGAUGGGAGCACCUUGUCAACAAAGAUGUUACAACAGUUAUGGUACAUUUCUGUGUCGCUGUGAUCAAGGCUAUGACCUGGGACCUGAUGGCUUCUCAUGCAAUGAUAUUGAUGAGUGCAGCUAUUCCAGUUUCCUUUGCCAGUUUCAGUGUGUGAACGAGCCAGGAAGAUUCUCCUGUGUUUGUCCAGAAGGUUACGAGCUAGUUGGAACACGGCUCUGCCAGGAUGUGAAUGAGUGUGAGACAGGCACUCAUCAGUGUGGGGAGGGACAGGUCUGUGUGAACAUCCAUGGUGGACAUCAAUGUGUCAACUCCAACCGCUGCCAGGACCCUUACGUCCAGGUCUCAGAGAAUCGUUGUAUAUGUCCAGUGGUGAAGUCAGAGUGUCGUGACCUGCCUUUCUCCAUUGUGCAUCGAUACAUGAGCAUCACCUCCGAACGCUCGGUUCCCUCUGACAUCUUCCAGAUCCAGGCCACCAGCGUCUAUCCUGGAGCCUACAACUCCUUCCGCAUUCGUUCUGGAGAUGACAACGAUGACUUCUACAUUCGGCAAAUCAACAACAUCAGUGCCAUGUUGGUUUUGGCCAAAGCAGUGACUGGACCGAAGGAGUACGUCAUCGAUCUGGAGAUGGUGUCUGUCAGUCCUCUCGUGAACUACCAGACCAGCUCUGUUCUGCGUCUCUCUGUUUAUGUUGGGCCUCAUGCAUUCUGAGAGAGAUGGAGAGACAAACAUAGGAAAAACACUGUAUGAAUACAGUAUAUACAAUGCAGUAUAUACAAGAAUAUCUUUAUUCAGUCUAUUUCUGCUUUUGUGUGUUAAAAUUGGCAACAUAGUUCCACAAAUCACCACCUUAAUGAUGUGAAAUGAUCUUUUUUUGAGGCUGACUGCAGGCCGGUGACUGCAGGCCUAUUCUGGGAAGCGCUAAAGCAUCUGAACAU